GGGCGGAGCCGGGCCGGACGGAGCCGGGUGGGGCCGAGUUGGGCCGAGCCGGGUCGGACGGGGCGGAGCGCUGGGGCCGAGCUUAAGCCGUCUUCACGGCUAUGAAGCGGGACCGGCUCGGGCGCUUCCUGUCGCCCGCGGCGUCCCGGCAGCGCGGGAGCUCGGGCCGCGGCAGUUGUGGCGGAGGCCGGGCCCGGGGCCGCCCCGCCCGCAGCGGGCCCGACGUGGCCGAGGCGGCUGCUGUGGUGGCGGCGCGGCUGGGCUGGGGCCCGGCGCGGCCCUGCGGGGACACGGGCCAGGACGGCGCAGACGAGGCAGGAACAGCCCGGGCCCUGGCCAUGGGGCACUGUCGCCUUUGUCAUGGGAAGUUCUCCUCCCGGAGUCUCCGAAGCAUCUCCAGCAGGGCACCUGGGGAGAGCUCAGAAAGGCCACCCCCUGGGGACCGUGUUUUCAUCCGGGAUUUCCAGCGCCUCCUGGGCGUGGCUGUCCACCAGGACCCAGCUCUGUCCCAGUUUGUCUGCAAGAACUGCCAUGCCCAGUUCUACCAGUGCCACGGCCUCCUCACAUCUUUCCUGCAGCGAGUCAAUGUUCCCCCAACAGGCCGCCGGAAGCCUUGCGCAAAGGUCGGUGUCCAGCCACGGAUGGGGCCAGAGGAGGGAGCGUGUGUGGUGGACCUGAUUGCUUCGAGCCCCCAGGGCCUGCGUGGCUUGGUGGGGUGGGUGCACAGACACGCGGCCAGCUGUGGGGCCCUACCUAGCCUCCAGAGGACGCUGUCCUCCGAGUACUGUGGUGUCAUCCGGGCCAUGUGGGGCUGCGACCAGGGCCAUGACUACACCAUGGACGCCGACUCCAGCUGUGGGGCCCUCUUGCUGGACAGCGCUUUGGGUGUCAAGUGGACGUGGGACAAGGAUUCAGCCCCGCGACUCCCCCAGUAUCGGGGGUUCAACGCCACCGGGGCUGCCCCUCAGAGCUCCCAAGGCAGAGCAGCUGCGGCGGGGGCUGAAACCGAGACACUCCCCAGCCUCGACACAAGCCAGCUUCCUUCAGAUGGUGACCCAGUGGGGCCGGGGCCGGGCCCCCCGUCUCAGCCAAGCCUCCCCCGAGGUGGGGACCCAGGGCAAUUGGGUGAGAAGCAGGUUCCAUCUCCAACCUCGGAUGAUCGGGUAAAAGACGAGUUCAGUGACCUUUCUGAGGGAGAUUUCCUGAGUGAAGAUGAAAAUGACAAGAAGCAGAACACCCAGUCCUCGGAUGAGUCCUUUGAGCCGUACCCAGGAAAGAAGGUGUCUGGUAGGAAGAGUGAAAGCAAAGAAGCCAAGAAGUCAGAAGAACCAAAAAUCCGAAAGAAACCUGGGCCUAAGCCGGGCUGGAAGGGCAAGCCACGGUGUGAGAGGGAGGAACUGCCCACCAUCUACAAGUGUCCGCACCAGGGCUGCACGGCUGUGUACCGCGGGGCCGACGGCAUGAAGAAGCAUGUCAAGGAGCACCACGAGGAGGUCCGGGAGAGGCCCUGCCCACACCCCGGCUGCAAUAAGGUGUUCAUGAUCGACCGCUACCUGCAGCGCCACGUCAAGCUCAUCCACACAGAGGUGCGGAACUACAUCUGCGAUGAAUGUGGACAGACCUUCAAGCAGCGGAAGCACCUCCUGGUCCACCAGAUGCGCCAUUCGGGAGCCAAGCCUCUGCAGUGUGAGGUCUGCGGGUUCCAGUGCCGGCAGCGGGCAUCCCUGAAGUACCACAUGACCAAGCACAAGGCUGAGACAGAGCUGGACUUUGCCUGUGACCAAUGUGGCCGGCGGUUUGAGAAGGCACACAACCUCAACGUGCACAUGUCCAUGGUGCACCCGCUGACGCAGACCCCAGACCAGGCCCCAGAGGCCCCGCCCAGGCCCGCAGCAGGGCAGGUGGUGAAGGCCGAGCCCACCUGAGGGCCUGGCUGCCCUGAGCUCGGGUGGUGACUGGUUCAGGCCUGUGCGCAGAGUGGUGCCCUGAUGCGCCCCCACUCUGCGUGUUGGGCGGCGAUGGUUCAGUCUGCAGCUCGCAGGAUCUUGUGGCCUCUGCUCUGGGACCAGCAGUUUCUUCUCCUAUAACCAGAGUGACUUGGGCCAGAUGCAGAUUUUAGAGAACUGAUUCCUCUUACCCACUAAAGCAGUUGAGAUUUGUAACCCACUUCCGAGGAGCUGGGCAGUGCCCUGUGCAG
This is a messenger RNA of Capra hircus (goat), 2197 nucleotides long. It is a transcript of the gene ZNF276, whose product is annotated as zinc finger protein 276. Gene Ontology annotation, biological process: regulation of transcription by RNA polymerase II. NCBI's taxonomy places the organism in Eukaryota, Metazoa, Chordata, Mammalia, Artiodactyla, Bovidae. Gene Ontology annotation, cellular component: nucleus; chromosome; kinetochore. The coding region runs from base 102 to 1925 and encodes 607 amino acids. Gene Ontology annotation, molecular function: zinc ion binding; chromatin insulator sequence binding. The record is from RefSeq and is a predicted model, not a curated record. The transcript is spliced from 11 exons.